Messenger RNA from Phycodurus eques (leafy seadragon), 2447 nucleotides. Its product is annotated as SPRY domain-containing SOCS box protein 4-like. The transcript is spliced from 4 exons. Bases 527 to 1363 code for a protein of 278 amino acids. Gene Ontology annotation, molecular function: protein binding. Gene Ontology annotation, biological process: proteasome-mediated ubiquitin-dependent protein catabolic process; intracellular signal transduction. The record is from RefSeq and is a predicted model, not a curated record. Gene Ontology annotation, cellular component: SCF ubiquitin ligase complex. NCBI's taxonomy places the organism in Eukaryota, Metazoa, Chordata, Actinopteri, Syngnathiformes, Syngnathidae.
CAGCGGCAGUGAGGGACACAUGGAUUGUGAAAAUACGAGAAUACCGCACACACAUACAACGUCUACCGACGAGACAGAGACCUCGGAGAACAAAGAAAACUACUAGAUUAGCUUUGCCAGUGUAUCUGUUUAGCGGUCUUGUUAUCAAGCACGUUUUACGUUUGUUUUCAGGACUUUGUAAUUAUUAUAAGAGGCGUGUUGGGACUUGUUUUUUUUUGUUGUUGUUGUUGAGCAACGGGGAAACUCAAUGGUUUGUUGUGACUUCUCCAAGCUGCUUUCUUUAUGUCGGAGGACAGCGUCUACUUAUGGGUGACUCACCAUCCUGACACAAUGAAAUUCUGAACCGUACCUGAGAAUUCUGCAGGCAAAUGUCAAGGAGUCACAUUCUCCCAGGUAGAAGAGUAUUAAUGUGUUCAACUGCAUCUGUUCCAAUGAGUUAACGUCAGGCUAUAUCAUUUACUCAUUAGGAUCGUGAGGACAUUGGUCCCUCUCUCCACUCUUCUGUCUCCCUUAAAAGCACCUCACUAUGGGCCAGAAGAUUGCACUGAGCAUUAAGUCAGUGGAUGUACCUGAGGACCCUUUAUACAGCCCAGUGCGACGUGAACUGCAAGGCCCAGAUUUCUGCCGGCCACCCAGACUGGAUUUACUGCUGGACAUGCCCCCAGCCAGUCCUGAGACUCAGCUACACCACGCCUGGAACCCUGAUGAUCGGUCUCUCAAUGUCUUUGUUAAAGAAGAUGAGAAGUUGACAUUCCACAGACACCCAGUAGCCCAGAGCACAGACUGUAUCCGAGGCAAAGUGGGCUACACCAGGGGCCUCCAUGUUUGGAAGAUACACUGGCCAGCAAGACAAAGAGGCACCCAUGCUGUUGUAGGAGUGGCCACAGUUGAAGCACCUUUACACUCAGUGGGCUACACUGCUUUAGUGGGAUCAGAUGCAGAGUCCUGGGGCUGGGACCUGGGACGAAACAGACUUUACCAUGAUGGAAGAAAUCAGCCAGUUUCUUCGACAGCGCCCACAUACCCCUGCUUCCUUGAGCCAGAUGAGUCCUUUGUGCUCCCAGACUCCCUGGCAGUAAUACUUGAUAUGGAUGAGGGCUCACUGAGCUUCAUGGUAGACGGACAGUACCUGGGAGUAGCGUUUAGAGGGCUAAAAGGCAAGCAACUGUAUCCCAUCGUCAGUUCUGUGUGGGGACACUGUGAAGUGACGAUCCGCUACGUCAAUGGACUCGAUCCGGAACCCCUCCCUCUCGUGCAUCUAUGCAGAAGAGUCGCUCGCCUGGCUCUGGGUAGGGAGCGCAUCCAUCACAUCGACGCUCUCCCGCUGCCUCAGACUCUCAAGAACUACCUCCAGUACCAGUGACAAUGUACACACUCACACAAGUGUGGGAGGCACACACAAGUUAUUGUUACGACAACCCUCCAAACUGAACUGGAGUUUAAAAAAAAAAAAAAAAGGUAUCAGCCGACGAUGUCAACAAGGACGUUGAUUGUUACAAGAGGCUAAACAUAAAUAUGAUAUGAACGAUAGUGCUUUUAAUCUCCGGGUUCUUGUCUUUUUUUUUUUUUUUUUUUUUAAAGAAACAACGGUCUUCUGCUCUUCACUGACUCAUCCAAAUGAGUCAAAUGAACAUACCUCAAGGCCUUCAUUGGUAUAGUUUUAGGAGAGUUGAUUUUGGCAGACAAUACCAGCUUGUAUACAGUUUCUCAUUUAGUAGUAUGAGAAAGUGUAUCCAAACCUUAUACUGCCACUUUGUUCUCCACAGACUUUGUGGAAGCAUUCAUGCAGAUUAACGUGUUGAUAUUUUUUCUAGUCACACGGGUUGCACAUGAAUAACAUCAAGCCACAGGAAACGGAGAUUAAGCAAGAACAUGGUCCAACCACACCUGCUUCCAUUUUCAGUUAUGUCCACAUUGUAGUACACUUGGACUAAAUGCAUACAAUAAAUUGCUGUAAUUGCCUUCAGGCACACAAAUAUUGCCACUUUUGUAAAAUUCUAAUCACAGUCUUCCCUACGUCCCACUUUGUUCUCACAUUUUUAUGUUGCUCAUUUAAUCUAAUUUGAUGAACUCAAAAGGACUGUGACAUGCUUGCUCCUCAGUCACCGAUUUGAAAGUCUUUAACUUUGGCAUCUAAUGUGCCUGCUUUUAAGACAUUAGAAACAGAAAAAGCACCUGACACUUUUUUUUUUUUUUUUUUUUUUUUUUUCUCCCCCCCCCCCAAGUGUUAAUAUCAGUUUUAAAUGCUGAUUUUCUAUCAUUACAUGUUCUUAAAUUUGUGGGUUUCAGCCCUAAUCUAAGUUGUAAAACUAUCGUGAAAUAUUUUUUCUGCACAUUUUGAGAUUUGUCUGCAGGGCAGGAUGUCUCGCAGGGAUCUUGAAGACUUUUACGGAAUGAGUCUUUUAAACGUGAAUGAGAAUAAACUUGGCUAAACUCAUACCUCCUUA